Messenger RNA from Capsella rubella, 1042 nucleotides. Its product is annotated as expansin-A18. The transcript is spliced from 3 exons. Gene Ontology annotation, cellular component: extracellular region. Bases 41 to 814 code for a protein of 257 amino acids. NCBI's taxonomy places the organism in Eukaryota, Viridiplantae, Streptophyta, Magnoliopsida, Brassicales, Brassicaceae. Gene Ontology annotation, biological process: plant-type cell wall organization. The record is from RefSeq and is a predicted model, not a curated record.
AUAGUAGGAGAGCCCUCAAGACGUACGAUAGAGUAAGAAAAUGGAUCAAAAUUUGUAUCGCAAGUGCUUGGUUAUUAUAUCGAUGAUGGCCAUGAUCGGAACAUCAAUGGCUGCUUAUGCCGGAACUCCAUGGCGUAGGGCCUCAGCCACUUUUUACGGUGACGAUACCGCCAGCGCAACUAUGGGUGGGGCUUGUGGUUACGGUAAUAUGUGGGACAGCGGCUACGGCGUAGCCACAACUGCGCUUAGCACGGUGCUGUUCAACGACGGUUACGCUUGUGGUCAAUGUUUUCAGAUAAGGUGUGUAUCGUCACCUAACUGCUACUACGGUUCACCAGCUACCGUGGUGACUGCGACCAACAUAUGUCCACCAAACUAUGGCCAAGAUUCAAACAAUGGUGGAUGGUGUAAUCCGCCACGUGCCCAUUUUGAUUUGACUAAACCAGCUUUCAUGAAGAUCGCUAAUUGGAAGGCUGGAAUCAUCCCCGUCUCAUACCGCAGAGUGGCAUGUAAGAAGAGCGGAGGAAUAAGGUUCAAAUUUGAAGGAAAUGGGUAUUGGCUACUUGUGUACGUGAUGAACGUAGGUGGAGCAGGUGACAUAAAGACCAUGGCCGUGAAAGGUAGCCGAACAGGAUGGAUCAACAUGAGCCAUAAUUGGGGAGCUUCGUACCAAGCUUUCUCUUCUCUAUAUGGUCAGUCUCUCUCCUUCCGAGUCACCUCUUACACCACUCGUCAGACCGUUUACGCUUGGAACGCUGCUCCGGCUAGCUGGAGUGCCGGUAAGACCUACCAGAGCAAGGCUAAUUUCUACUGAUUUAGAUCAUUUUCAACUCCGACAAAACCGGUUAUUUGAACUUUACGGUUUUGCUACUUGUUCUUGAGGCUGAUCGAUCGAGAGGUUGAUGUUUUUUCUAAUUAAUAACUCCCUUUGAUUAUAUGGUAGUCAUUAAUUCUUGUAUAUCCAUCACUGGUUGAGGAAAAAUUGUUGGUUUUUGUUUUUGUGAGUUAAGUUAUUUAAUUUUGUUUGUUCUUUUCAUUUUUA